Messenger RNA from Brachypodium distachyon (stiff brome), 2003 nucleotides. Its product is annotated as UDP-glucuronate 4-epimerase 6. The record is from RefSeq and is a predicted model, not a curated record. Lineage: Eukaryota; Viridiplantae; Streptophyta; Magnoliopsida; Poales; Poaceae. The coding region runs from base 160 to 1617 and encodes 485 amino acids. The transcript has a single exon.
GCAUCCCCCCUGCUCUUUAUAUCCCACCUCAUUCCCCCUUGCUCCCUCCUCAGCUAGCCCGCCUCUAGCUUUACUCACACUCGUCCACAGACGCCGCGACCCGCGAACGAACGCACAGUCGCCGAAGGCGCGAGAUAGUACAUACAAAUAUACAGUACAAUGCCGGCGGACGCGGCGGCCAAGGGCGUGAAGCUGGAGCGGUACGCGAGCGGCGGCGCGCUGCUGCUCCGGCGCGUGGCGAGCGGCAAGCUCGUGUCGGCGUCGUCGCACCUGCUCUUCCGCGCCACCGUGCUCGCCACGAUCGCACUCGUCUUCCUCUUCACGCUCCACUACCCGUCCCUCCUCUCCCGCUCCUUCUCCCUCUCUUCCUCUUCCUCUUCCUCCUCGCCCACGCCGCUGCAGCACGCCUCGCACCGGAGCCUUCUCAUGUCCUCCUCCACCCCGGCUGCUUCAGCGGCGUCGGUGUACGGGUCCGAGAAGUGGCAGAAGGAGAUAAAGAAGAGCGCGAAGCCGCGCAAGGCCGACGGCGGCAUGUCGGUCCUCGUGACGGGCGCGGCCGGGUUCGUCGGCACCCACUGCGCGCUGGCGCUCAGGGCGCGCGGCGACGGCGUGCUGGGGCUCGACAACUUCAACUCCUACUACGACCCGUCCCUCAAGCGCGCGCGCCAGGGCGUCCUGGCGGCCCGCGGGGUCGUCGUGCUGGACGCCGACAUCAACGACGCGCCGCUCCUGGCCGCGCUCUUCGAGGCCGUGCCGUUCACGCACGUGCUCCACCUGGCGGCGCAGGCCGGGGUGCGCUACGCCAUGGAGGCGCCGCAGACGUACGUGGCCUCCAACGUUGCCGGCCUCGUCACCGUCUUCGAGGCCGCCGCCAAGCGGGCCGACCCGCAGCCGGCCGUCGUCUGGGCCUCAUCGUCCUCCGUCUACGGGCUCAACACGGAAUCGCCCUUCUCCGAGGAGCACCGCACGGACCGGCCCGCGUCCCUCUACGCGGCAACCAAGAAGGCCGGCGAGGCCAUCGCUCACACCUACAACCACAUCUACGGGCUCUCCAUCACCGGGCUGCGCUUCUUCACCGUCUACGGGCCAUGGGGCCGGCCCGACAUGGCCUACUUCUCCUUCGCGCGCGCCAUCGUGGCCGGGGAACCCAUCACGCUCUACGCCGACGCGCGCCGCGACUUCACCUACAUCGACGACGUCGUCAGGGGCUGCCUCGGCGCGCUCGACACCGCCGGCAAGAGCACCGGCAGCAGCUCAAGGUCCGGGAAGAAGACCGGGCCGGCGCCGCUGCGCGUGUACAACCUCGGCAACACCUCGCCCGUGCCCGUGACCCGGAUGGUCGCCAUCUUGGAGAAGCUGCUGGGGAAGAAGGCCAACAAGCGAGUCAUCGCCAUGCCCAGCAACGGGGACGUGCCAUUCACCCACGCCAACGUGAGCCACGCGGCGCACGACUUUGGCUACCGCCCCACCACCUCCCUCGACGCCGGCCUCCGGCACUUCGUCGACUGGUUCGUGGAGUACUACAAGCUCGACACCAAGGUCGCCAAAGCCGCCCGGGCAGGCACCGACAAAAAGCCAACGAAGAAGAAGGCCGCAGCCAUGUCCGCGUCGUCGUGAACUCGAUAAGAGCCAGAGCACCACCAAAGUGUGUAUUCGAUCCCUAGCUAAUUGUUGGAGGCAUUAAAGUUGUCUGCAACCAUGUAAGAAGUGUUGAUCUCAAGCUGUUUAGUUAGUGAAUAAUGGGGGUAUCCAGCAAGGGAUAGGAUCAUAUGCAAAACUGCAAAUAACUGUUUCUAGAUAAGAUGGGGGGGUAUAGAUAAGAGCAAACAGAGGAGCCAGGACUGAAGAAAGAUGAAGUCACUGGCUCCCAUUCAGUCAAAAUUGUUUCUUGUUCUUUCUGGGCAUAAAUGUGUCACUUCUUUUGUUCUUCUCGGUCAUUUGGUCAUGUGAACCAUCAUUAUAUGCUGUGGCGAAUGGAUCCAAACCCGCACAGCUUUGCCCAA